AUGCCGUCCUCUAAGUAUGACGGCACGUCUGAUCCAGAUGAUCAUGUGGCGGCUUAUGAAGGCCAUAUGUUCCUUUACACGCAGGUGGAUGCCAUCUGGUGUAAGGUCUUCCCUUCCACUCUGACCAGGAUAGCUCAGAUGUGGUUUAAAAGUCUCAAACCAGGUAGCAUCUCUAGCUUCUCUCAGCUGUCAUCCACAUCCAGUACACACUUUGUAAGCAAUAGGCGUCGUGAGCGUACUACUGGAGAAUUCCUUUCUGUCAAGCAAGGUGCAAAUGAAAGUUUGAGGGAUUAUAUUGGCCGUUCCAAUGUCGAAGCGGUUUCGAUACCCAAAAUGCAACAGGAUGUGGCUGUGUUAGCUCUGAUGACGGGGCUUAAGGAAGGAUCGCCAUUCCGGAACUACCUGGGCCGGAAAGCAUAUACAUCUUUGGGUCCAGUCCUUGGCAAGGCCAAUGACUACAUCAGAGGAGAAGAGUUCGACAAGGCAGUAGGCAACCGUGAAUCUGAUAAGAAGGAAGAUAAGCAGAAAAAAGAAAAGGGUCGUUAG
Beta vulgaris subsp. vulgaris (sugar beet) is the source of this 546-nucleotide messenger RNA. RefSeq lists its product as uncharacterized. Lineage: Eukaryota; Viridiplantae; Streptophyta; Magnoliopsida; Caryophyllales; Amaranthaceae. The record is from RefSeq and is a predicted model, not a curated record. The transcript has a single exon. The coding region runs from base 1 to 546 and encodes 181 amino acids.